AUGAGCACAACUAGCGCAUCAGGAAAAAAGAAAGGACCUCGAUUGGAUGAGAUAAAAGAGAAACGCGAACGCGUCCUGCAGCGUUUCAACAAAUUUAAAGAUGGAUCUCAAGAUCUUAAAAAGAAGUUAGAAGAUGCCCGUGAUUUUCAACGGUUCAAGCGCAAUGUCAGUGAAUUGGAAGAGUGGAUUGAUGAACAAAUGAAGAUAGCAAAUGAUGAAUCUUAUAAAGAUCCGGUUAACAUACAGAUAAAGGUUAAGCGUCAUGAAGACUUUCAAGGGGUUAUAGCCAAGCAAAAGGACGUUUUAGAUGAGCUGGUCAAAGAAGGAAGUGAUAUGAUCGAUAACGAGCACCUAUUCUUCGAACAAAUCCAGGAACUCCUUAAGCAAUUGCUAAAUCAUUGGGAGGAAUUAGAUGAUAAAUUAUCGAGCAAAGGAGCAAAAUUAAGAGAAACUCAAAAGUUAUCAGCCUUUACGCGAGAAGUCGAUGAGUUAUUGGCAUGGAUUGCUGAAAAAGAAGCGGUUGCUAGCUCCGAUGAUUACGGAAGAGAUUUGGAACAUGCUGAAUUUUUAUUUAAAAAGUUCGAAGAAGUACAAAUUGAAGUAAAAACUGGAGAGCUUCGCGUUGAGCACGUGAAGGAGGUCGCUCAGCCGCUUAUUGAUGAGGAUCAUCCCGGUAAAGAAACUGUCACGGAGAGAAUUGAGACUAUAAUCGUUGCUUGGGAGAAACUACUUAUUACUAUCCAAAUUCGCCAUGAUAAGUUGUUGGCAUCUGUAGAGAAGAAUAGAUAUAAAAAUGCUGUCGAAGAUGCCAAACAGUGGAUCGAUGAACGUCUUGCAUCAGUAAAAGAUGAUGAUGAUCCAUCUAAUGAAGAAAAUGCUGCAGCGAUUAAGCGAAAGCAUGAUAGAAUAGGCAAUGAAGUUGCAGCCAUUGAAGAAAAGGUUAACCAACUCCAAGCUCAAGCAAAUGAACUUUGUGAUAAAUUCCCUGACGAUGAAGAUGAAAUACGAGCCGGUUCUGAUAGUCUUGAUGAGAAAUGGAAUAGCUUGAAAGAUGAGGUUAAUAUGAAGAGACUUAAGCUAAAUAGUGGUUUAAACUGGCUGUCACUUCAAUCGAGAUGCAAAGACUAUGAAAUGUGGGCAAACACAAAGAAAAGCGAUCUAGCAGAAGAUAUCACUAAAGAAAAUAUCAGUGCUGAUGUUUUAGAAGCUCAGCACGAAGAAUUAAAGCAUGAAAUUCGAGCUAGAAAUGAAAACCUAGAUGAAUUACUUGAAGAAUGCGACCAGUUACUUGUAUCAGAUCAUCAAUCAUCAGACAGUAUCAAAAACAAAGUUAGUAAUGAAGUUUUUCUUACUAUGGAUUUAUUAAAGAAUUUACGAGAAGAACUUCUCGAAGAUUGGGAAGAAAGAAACGGAGUGAUCGAAAUAAUGGCUUCAUAUCAAGAAUAUGUUCGUGGCGUUAACCAAGUUGAUAGUUGGAUGGAUAAACGAGAGCCGUUACUAGCAACAGAUAUGCCUAUCGAGAGUUUAGAUUCGGCACAAGCUUUGAUUAAAAAACAUGAAAAUUUUGAAACAACUUUUACAACUCAGCAAGAGAAAGCUAAAACCCUUUAUGAGAGCGCUGAUAAGUUAGUAGACGAAAAUCAUUACGCAACAGAAGAUAUCGUAAACCGGAAAAACAAGCUUGAAAAACAUAUUCAAGACACUGUUCUCAAAGCGGAAAGAAGACGGCAUUUUUUGGAUGAUGCUCAUCAGUAUUAUAACUUUGUUAACGUAGCAGAAGAAACAAUUCAGUGGAUAAAUGAGCAGAUUACUACAGUUAGUGAUGACUCUUAUAAGGACUUAUCCAACAUGCAAGGCAAACUUCGUAAACAUCAAGCCUUUGAAGCAGAAGUUUCUGCAAAUAGAACACGAAUAGACAAUGUUAAUAAUUCCGGAAAAGCUUUAAUCGAAGCUGAACACCCAAAAACUGAUAAAAUUGAAGAUAAACUAGAUGAAAUCAAUGGAUUAUGGGAUAAACUUGUUCGCUUAUCAUCGGAUAAAGGCUCAAAAUUAAGAGAUGCCCAUCGAGAAUUACUAUUCAAUAGAGAAGUUGAUGAUAUGGAACGUUGGAUAGCAGAAGUGGAGUUACAAUUAUAUUCUGAAGACAUUGGCAGAGAUCUGGUCAGCGUACAAAAUUUGAUAAAGAAACAUACCCUAUUAGAGGCCGAUAUAGCAGCUCAUACUGAAGCCUUGAAAGCAAUUACAGAACAAGCAGAUGCUUUCAUCUCCGAAGAACAUUUCCAUGCUGAUAGUAUUAAAGAUAAGCAACAACAAGUUGCCUUGAGAUUUUCAGGACUUGAGGAUCCAGUCUCAGAACGAAAAGCAAAACUUAAUGAUUCUCUACUGCUGUUUCAAUUUUUGAGAGACGUAGAAGAUGAAGAAACCUGGAUUCGAGAAAAAGAGGCUAUUGCUUCUUCAGGUAGCCAUGGCCGAGAUCUCCUAACGGUACAGAGUUUAAUAAAGAAGCAUCAAGCAAUGCAAACCGAGAUUGAUAACCACGAAACAAAAAUAGAUGCUGUAUGUGCAGAUGGACAAAAGCUUAUUGAUGAUGAACAUUAUGCAACGAACGAUAUAAAUGAAGGAAUAAAUAAACUGAAAGACGCAUGGAAUUUGCUUAAGGACAAAUGUAUUGGAAGAAAAAGUGAAUUGGAUGACUCGUUGCGAACUCACCAGUACUUUGCUGAUAGUAGCGAGGCAGAACAAUGGAUUAAAGAUAAAGAUCAACUAACAUCAAGUACUGAUUACGGCAAAGACGAAGAUAGUGCUCAGGAUAUUAAACCAUCUGCGUCGGAAGUCCCUCCUGGUACGGAAAUGAAAGCUUUAGAAGACUUCGACCCAGAUAGUUCACAUGAACUAUCGUUACAAAAAGACGACGUAGUAUCCGUUGUGCAUGCUGCCAAUCCCAAAUGGUGGAAGGUUGUUAAAGAUGACAAGGUCGGUUUUGUUCCCGCUUCCAUCUUGAUGCAGGUAUCCGACAAUUCGAGUGAAACGCCUCUAAGUCCUGUUUCAUCGCUAAGUCCAACGGUACGGCCAAGAUCGGUAUCGAGAUUAUCGGUCUCUCGCAUGUCUAUGAUGGGUCCAGUUGAGUUAGAAAAUGUUGCAAGUCGCCAACAAGCUCUAGAUGAUAGGUAUAAUGCACUGCUCAAGAAAGCAAGAGAAAGACGACAGAAGUUAGUAGACUCUUAUAAACGCCAUGGACUAAGCCGUGAAAUGAGCGAACUUGAAACAUGGAUCGAAGAGAAAAAAGCUGCCAAUACUUCAGCUGAAUUAGGAAAUGAUCUAGAUCAUGUUGAAGCUUUAAAACAAAAGUUCGACGAUUUUCUUAAAGAUCUUGAGGCAAAUGAAACACGUGUCAAUGAAGUUAAUGAAGUUUCGCAAAAAUUACAGAACGAAGGUCAUUCUGAUGCUGAAGCAAUUCGGCAACAAACAUUGAAUUUGUUAGAAAAUUGGGACAAUCUCAAAAAAUUGACGGAAAAACGCAGAGCUGACCUGAGUGGUUCUCACGAUAUUCACAAGUUCUUUAGGGAUGCUGAUGAGACGACGUCCUAUAUAAGUGAGAAAGUUGCCGUAAUGUCCUCUGAUGAAGUCGGACGAGAUCUAGCUAGCGUUCAAGCACUGAUGCGCAAGCAUGAUGGAAUUGAACGAGAUAUUGCGGUCUUAGAAGAUAAGAUUCAAGGACUUGAUGUUGAAGCUACAAAAUUAGCGGAAAUCCACCCAGAUUCUGCGGAAAGAAUUUGCGCUAAGCAAUCUGAAAUCGCUGAAGCUUGGGAUAACCUCGUGAAACAGGCAGCAUCACGAAAAGCCAAACUAACCGACUCUCAGGACUAUCAACAAUUUUUAAAUGAUCACAGGGAUAUAUCUUCUUGGAUUAAUGGUAUGAAUUCAUUGGUUUCAUCCAAUGAAUUAGCUCAUGAUGUUCCUGGAGCUGAAACCCUUCUUGAAGUGCACCUGGAACAUCGAACCGAGAUUGAUUCUCGUGACGAAAGUUUGCAAAAUUUAAAAAAUUUUGGUCAAAGUUUAAUUGACAAGGAACACUAUGCAAGUGAAGAUAUAAGUGAGAAAUUAUCUUCAAUUCAAGUGGAUAUGCAGCAGUUAGAAAACAAUUGGGAGUUUAGAAAAGUGCGGCUUGAUCAAUGUCUUGGCCUACAGAUGUUCCACAGGGAUGCUCAACAAGCUGAAAGUUGGAUGUCUGUUAAAGAAAAUUUUUUCUCUACAUACGACAUUGCAGCUCAAGAAGAUACCACAGGUAGCAAAAAGCGUGAGAAUCUUGACAAAGCCUUUGCCUUACAGGAAGAAAAAAUUAAUGCCUUAAGGGAUAUGUCUGAUCUGCUAACUGAAGAAGGUCAUUAUGAUGCCGAGUCUAUUGCUAGUAAACGCGACGAAAUUCUUGACAGAUGGAAUAAACUAAAGGACAUGUUGGAAUCUCAUCGCUCUAAACUUGGACAAACAAAAACCCUAAAUCAAUUCAAUCUCGAUGCAGACGAAAUGGAAGGAUGGCUAAAUGACAAAUUGAAAUCACUACAAGACGACUCCUAUCAAGAUCCAGCUUUCGUUCAAAGUAAAUUGCAGAAGCAACAAGCUUUGGAAGCAGAAGUAGCUGCAAAUGAAGAUCGUAUUAAAGCAGUUAUUGAUAUGGGAAAUGAUCUUAUGGCCAAUGACGCUUGCUCUGGUAACGAAGAGGAUGUUAAGAAGCGUAUUAAAGAUUUGGAAGAUCAAUUGCUGAAAUUAAAGGAACAAAUGUCGGAAAAAAACACAAGACUGAAGGAAGCUAGCGUCCUUUUACAAUUUACAAAUACCGUGAAGGACUUAGACUUUUGGUUUGUACAGAUCGAAGUUUUACUGACUGGUGAAGAUUACGGUAAAGAUUUAGUAACCGUCUCCAACAUUCUAAAAAAGCAUCAAGUACUCCUAGCUGACGUUGAAGUCCAUGCGGAACGUGUUGAGGAUCUAAAAAAACAAGGACAAGACCUAAUUGCUGGUGAUCAUUAUGGCAAGGAUACUAUCGCGGAACAGAUCAAAGAUGUCGCUGAUAAAUUUAACAAAGUAAAAGGUCUUUGCGCAGUUCGCCACGACAAGCUACAAAAGUCAUACAUACUAUUUCAGUUCUAUCGUGAUAUCGAAGAUGAAGAGACAUGGAUAAGUGAAAAGAAGCUACUCAUGGGCUCGGAAGACUAUGGAAAAGAUCUUACAAGUGUCCAAAAUUUGCGUAAAAACCAUCAGAGAUUUCAGACAGAGUUAUCCGGCCAUGACAAUCGCAUAAAGAACAUUCAAGAAACUGCUGAUAAAUUACUAAACGAUGAGAGUUAUCCACAAGCUGAUAUCAAAAAUCGUUCCGAAAGCGUCAGCAAUCUAUGGAUGGAAUUGAAAGAUGCCGUUGCAAGAAGGACUGAAAAAUUAGAGCAAUCCUAUGGUUAUCAGCAAUUUAUGUUCGAUGUCGAAGAAGAGGAAUCUUGGAUCAACGAGAAAUUCGCUAUGGUUAAUAGCGAUGACUACGGUGAUAGCCUGGCAACGGUGCAGAAUCUUCUAAAAAAACAUGAAGCUUUUGAGACUGAUCUAGAAAUUAGGCGUGAUCGUGUAGAGAAGACCGUUAGAGAUGGCGAAAAACUAGUCAACGAUGGUCAUUACCAAUCGGAUAAUAUUUCCGCACGAUGUCAGUCACUAGAUUCAAAACUGCAUGUCUUAAUAAAUGUUGCGGUUACACGAAAAGCUGGCUUAAGGGAAUCUCACAAUUUCUUGCAAUUUAAGUGGAAAGCUGACGUUGUUGAAUCUUGGAUAGAUGAUAAAGAAAAUCAAAUAAAAUCCGGAGAUUACGGAAAGGAUUUAUCAUCCGUUCAGGCUUUAAUUACUAAGCUUGAUACCUUUGAUUCUGGACUCGCGGCUUUUGAACAAGAAGGAAUUGCAAAUCUUACAUCCCUCAAGGACGACCUAAUUGAUUCGAAACAUGCCAAAUCUGAUGACAUCCAUGCCCGUCACAAAAAAGUUGCAGAUCGAUGGGAAAAUUUAAAAAAUCUGUCAGCUGAUCGUCGUGGACGCUUGUUGCAAAGCCAAGACAAAUUUAAAGAAUUGGAGGAUUUAUUCUUAACUUUCGCUAAGAAAGCUUCAGCGUUCAACAGCUGGUACGAAAAUGCAGAGGAAGAUCUUACAGAUCCUGUCCGUUGUAAUUCAGUUGAAGAAAUUCAGGCUUUGAGAGGAAAGCAUGCACAAUUUAAAGAUUCGUUGGCAACUGAAAAAAAUAACUUACAGCAAUUAAGAGAUCUAACUAAGAAGAUUGAAACAUAUACAAGAUCUAGCAAUCCAUAUACCUGGUUUACUAUGGACGCUAUUGAAGAUAGUUGGAAAAAUAUCCAAAGCAUUGUUGCUGAAAGAGAUGGAGACCUUGCUAAAGAAGAGGAAAGACAGCUACAAAACGACAAAUUGCGACAGGAAUUCGCAAAAUAUGCUAAUUCAUUCCAUACUUGGUUAAGAGAGACACGAGCAAAUAUGGUAGAAGGCUCUGGAAGCUUAGAAGAUCAACUGGAAAAUACCAAGAAAAUAUCUGCUGAAGUCACUAGGCGAAAAACUGAUUUAAAGAAAAUCGAAGAUUUAGGAGCUCGACUGGAGGAAGCCUUGAUAUUAGAUAACAAGUACACCGAACAUACUACUGUUGGCUUAGCUCAACAAUGGGACCAACUCGAUCAAUUGGGUAUGAGAAUGCAGCAUAAUUUGGAACAGCAAAUUGAGGCUAGGAACAGCUCCGGUGUAUCUGAAGAACAAUUAAAUGAAUUUAGUACGACAUUCAGGCAUUUCGAUAAAGAUCGUUCAGGAAAAUUGGAUCAUGCCGAAUUUAAAUCAUGUCUUCGCUCACUUGGUUAUGAUCUUCCCGUUGUUGAAGAAGGAGAAAAAGAUCCAGAAUUUGAAGCUAUUUUGGCAUCUGUUGAUCCAAAUGGCGAUGGAUUUGUAACACUUGAAGAAUACAUGGCGUUCAUGAUUAGCCGUGAAACUGAAAAUGUUGCCUCAAAGAAAGAUGUUGAAGAUGCUUUCAAAGCCUUAACAGCUGAUGGUGAUAAACCAUACAUUAUAGGAUCGGAAUUAUACCAGUCGUUAACCAAAGAUCAAGCAGAUUAUUUGGUCAAUAACAUGCCUCCCUACCGCAACGCUCACGGAGAUAUUGUUCCCGAUGCAUUUGAUUAUAAGGCUUUCACAAACAUGUUAUUUGUUAGUUAA
Molecule: messenger RNA, 7242 nt
Organism: Trichoplax adhaerens
Lineage: Eukaryota; Metazoa; Placozoa; Uniplacotomia; Trichoplacea; Trichoplacidae
Exons: 58
Coding region: 1-7242 (2413 amino acids)
Biological process (GO): actin cytoskeleton organization
Cellular component (GO): plasma membrane; cell projection; cortical actin cytoskeleton
Molecular function (GO): calcium ion binding; actin filament binding
Source: RefSeq, a predicted model, not a curated record